CCGGCGGUGCAGAGCUGACGCGGUCGGGGGGCGGGUUUCCCGUUCAUUAGCUCCUUCCCCGCUUAGCGUAGCGUCUCGCUGUGCAGAGCGUGGCCGCGGCGGUCCCCUCCACAUUUGCGGGCUGCCGAGAAGAUGGCGGCGACGGUGUCCGAGUGAGGAUGGAACUACCUGUCAGCGCCUCUUCGCCCUGAGGGGAGGCAGUGCCGCCCCACCGGUGGUGUGAGGGGCGGCGGGGGCGCCGCCUGGCAGCAGGAAGCUCCUGGGGUGACUCGCGCUGGGGAGCGAGGCUGGGCCUGGCGGCUCCCACUCACCUCUCUCUGUCCGCCCGCCGGAGGGGCCAGCCCCAGCCCGCUGCCCGGCCCCCGUCCCAGCCCCGGCCCGCUGCCUGGCCCCACGGCCACCGGCGCUCAGCCGCCAUGCCGUGGCCUUUCUCGGAGUCCAUCAAGAAGAGGGCCUGUAGGUACCUGCUGCAGAGGUACCUGGGCCACUUCUUGCAGGAGAAGCUCAGCCUAGAGCAGCUCAGUCUGGAUCUCUACCAGGGUACCGGCUCCUUGACGCAGGUCCCUCUGGAUAAGUGGUGUCUUAAUGAGAUCCUGGAGUCUGCAGAUGCACCUCUGGAAGUCACAGAUGGAUUUAUCCAAUCAAUUUCUUUAUCUGUUCCAUGGGGGUCAUUGCUACAGGAUAACUGUGCAUUAGAAGUAAAAGGAUUAGAGAUGGUCUUCAGGCCAAGACCAAGGCUUGCAUCCGGGUCUGAGCCUAUGUAUUGGUCAAGUUUUAUGACCAGUAGUAUGCAGCUUGCAAAAGAGUGUCUUAGCCAAAAAUUGACAGAUGAACAAGGAGAAGGGUCCCAGCCUUUUGAAGGACUUGAAAAAUUUGCAGAAACUAUUGAAACAGUUCUAAGAAGAGUGAAAGUUACCUUUUUAGAUACUGUUCUGCGAAUAGAACAUGUGCCAGAAAACUCUAAAAGUGGAGCUGCGCUUGAAAUCAGAAUUGAAAGAACUACGUACUGUGAUGAAACUGCGGAUGAGUGCUCUGGAAUUAAUGUGCAUCAGCCCACAGCUUUUGCUCAUAAGUUACUGCAGCUCUCAGGCAUCUCUUUCUUUUGGGAUGAGUUUCCUGCAUCAGCAAAGUCCUCCCCAGUGUGUUCAGCCACACAGCUGGCAAGUGAACCAAAGCUUUCACCUAGCUGGAAUCCAAAAAUCAUUUAUGAGCCACAUCCACAAUUAACAAGAAACUUGCCAGAAGUUACUCCUUCUGAUCCUGUCCAGAUCAGUAAGCUGAUUGGUAGAAUGGAGCUGAGUCUAACAUUAAAGCAAAAUGAAGUACUUCCUGGCGCUAAGUUGGAUGUGGAUGGACAGAUAGACUCUGUACAUCUGUUUCUGUCACCAAGGCAGGUACAUCUUUUGUUGGACAUGGUGGCAGCAAUUGCUGGACCAGAGAGCCUAAGCAGGAUAGAAUUAUCAAGUAAAGAUAGGAAGAACCGGCCAAUGCAACAGGAAGAUGAGUAUCGGAUUCAGAUGGAGUUGAAACGUUAUUUAAGAAAAGAGUCUUUGUCAGCAGGGGCGUCAUCUGAGCAAAGCUUCUAUGAAACAGAGAGUGCCAGAACACCUUCCAGUCGCGAAGAAGAAGUUUUCUUCUCAAUGGCUGAAAUGGACAUGUCUCACAGCCUUUCCUCCCUUCCACCUCUUGGAGACCCUCCAACUAUGGAUCUAGACCUGUCUUUAACCAGUACAUACACAACUACACCAGCAGGUUCUCCACUGAGCACUACAGUGCUUCAACCAACUUGGGGUGAUUUUCUUGAUCGUAAUAAACAAGAACUACAACCUCCAAGAGGUUCCUCACUGACAGCCAAUAUGGUUCAUCAGGCUUCCUUAAGAAGGACAUCUAUUCCAUCCAGAUCUGUUUCUGUGGAUGAAUCCAGACCUGAGCUUCUUUUUAGACUGGCAGUUGGAACUUUCUCAGUGUCUGUACUUCAUAUUGACCCUUUACCCCCACCUGAAAGUUCACUGAAUCUUAACCCAUUGACACCAAUGGCUCGGGAUUUCUUUACCCGAAUAGAAAAGAUUGAGCCAAUUAAGUUUUCAACAGAAGAUUUUCUGUCCUUCCGAGAAGUAUUUGCAGAAGCUUGUUCUCAUGAUCACCUUAGAUUUAUAGGUACUGGUAUUAAAGUGUCCCAUGAACAAAGACAAAGGACUGCCUCUCGAAGUUUUAGUACUGAUUUAUCCAUUGGGAAUAUGGAAUUCCUGGAAUGCCUUUUUUCUACUGACUCUCAUUCCAUUCAGCCUCACUAUACAGAGCUGCUGACAUUUCAUUCUGAAAAAGGAAAUAAUUCUCAUGCUAUGCCAUGCCUUCAGCUUCAUUAUAAGCAUUCAGAUAAUAGAGGACCUCAGGGUAGUCAAGGGAGACUCAGUUCUGUUCCACAGAAAGCAGAAUUACAAAUAAAGUUAAGUCCAGUGUUUUGUGAGCUGGAUAUUAGUAUUGUAGACAGAUUAAAUUCCUUGCUUCAACCACAGAAACUGACUACAGUGGAGAUGAUGGCAUCUCACAUGUAUGCUUCUUACAACAAGCAUUUAAGCCUGCAUAAAGCAUUUACUGAAGUUUUUCUGGAUGAUUCACAUACUCCUGCAAACUGUAGAGUUUCAGUUCAAGUGACUGCCCCAGCAUUAAAUCUGUCUGUUCGUUUCCCAAUACCUGACCUACGGUCAGAUCAGGAAAGAGGACCGUGGUUUAAGAAAUCACUUCAGAAGGAGAUUCUUCACCUUGAAUAUACAGAUGUGGAAUUUAAAACUGAGUUUAUAGGAGGGUCAACUCCAGAACAAGUUAAAUUAGAGCUUACCUUUAAAGAGCUGACUGGUUCAUUUGAAGAAGAUAAUGCAGAAGCACCAAUAAAAUUUUUUCAAGUGUCUGGUGGCAUAGAUGGAGAUAUAACGUCAUCAUCAGACAAUUUUGACUGGCCUCGGAUUGUAUUGAAAAUAAACCCUCUGGCUGUGCACUCUAUUCUGGAAAGGAUAGCAGCUGAGGAGGAAGAAGGUGAUAAUAACUUUCAAGAGGAAGAAGAAGGAGGGUCUCAUUCUUUGAAGGAUGUCUGUGAUAUUAGAAGACCAGAGCCUUCUCCUUUUUCUUCUCGUAGGGUCAUGUUUGAAAAUGAAGAGAUGGUGAUGCCAGGAGAUGUAGUUGAGAUGACCGAGUUUCAGGACAAAACAAUUAGCAAUUCUCAUUAUGUACUGGAACUCACGUUGCCAAACAUUCAUUUAACAUUACCAAGCAAAAGCUUUUAUGAAAAACUGUACAAUAGGAUCAGCAAUGAUUUAUUGUUGUGGGAACCCACAGCUCCAUCUCCUGUAGAAACAUUUGAAAACCUUUCUUAUGGUGUUGGACUAUCUGUGGCCAGCCAGCUCAUCAACACUUUCAGUAAAGACAGCUUUAGUCAAUUUAAAUCUGCAGUUCAUUAUGAUGAUGAGAGUGGAUCUGAGGAAGAAACACUACAAUAUUAUUCCACUGUUGACCCAAACUAUCGUUCACGGAGAAGGAAAAAGCUUGACUCUCAGAAUAAGAACUCACAAAGCUUUCUGUCUGUUCUGUUAAAUGUGACACAUGGAUUAGUAUCAAUAUUCACAGAUGUAAAGGAUGAUCGAAGUACACUGGAAGGAAAAUAUGGUGAAUUCUGGUUGGAGUUCAACAGUGGUUCACUUUUCAGUGUGACUAAAUAUGAAGGUUUUGAGGACAGACACUAUGUUUGCCUCCAUUCUAGCAGCCUCAAUUUAUAUCAUCAAGGUAUGGUAGAUGGGGUUGUCCCCUCCUCUGAAGUACGACUGCCCAGCACAAUACGUCCCCAUUGGUUAGAACCUACUAUUUGUUUUUCUGAAGAAGAUGGACUUAGUAGGACUACUUCAGAUGGUGUAGGAGUGGAAUGUCCAAGUAUGCUGACUGUUGCAGUCAAAAUACAAUCAGAUAAAAUAGAGAGCAAUACAAAGGAAUUUCUAGUUGCUGUUGGACUAAGAGGAGCUACCCUUCAGCACAGAGUACUGCCUUCAGGUUUAAGCUGGCAUGAGCAGAUUUUGUAUUUUUUGAAUAUUUCUGAUGAGCCUGUUCUAGGAUAUAAUCCUCCAGCUACAAUUACAACUUUUCAUGUACAUCUUUGGAGUUGUGCUCUUGAUUACAGGCCCUUGUUUUUGCCAGUCAGAUCUCUUCUUACUGUUGAAACUUUCAGUAUUUCCAGCAGUGUUGCAGUGGAUAAAUCCUCUUCUACUCUCAGGAUAAUUUUAGAUGAAGCUACUUUGCAUCUGUCUGACAAGUGCAACACUGUUACAGUGAACCUCCACAGAGAUUAUGUUCGUGUUAUGGAUAUGGGACUACUGGAACUAACCAUUACUGCAGUAAAAUCUGAUUCUGAUGAGGAAAGAACUAAACCACGUUUUGAGCUGCACUGUUCCAGUGAUGUAAUCCAUAUUCGUACUUGCUCCGAUUCGUGUGCUGCCCUAAUGAACCUCAUACAGUACAUUGCAAGUUAUGGUGAUUUACAUCCACCUGCUAAAACAGAGAUUAAACGAGGAGUUAGCAAGCCAAAAAUGAAGGUAGAGACCUUUAGCCAGCCAUCUUCCCAUGGACCAGGCCUUGCUGAAUCAGAGCAACAGAUUUUGCGGGAUUUGAUGAGUGAUGCAAUGGAGGAAAUUGAGACUCAACAGACUGCCUCUGCUACAAAACCAGAGUCUAAUGGUAUUUUGGAUGAAAGAUCUCAAACUCAGGAACCAUCUUGCUCAGAUCUCUUCUUGUUUCCAGAUGAAAGUGGAAAUAUCUCACAAGAGCCAAGUCCCACUUAUGAUUCAUUCACUCAUCACCUGAUAAAUGAGGCCAUAGGAGACAUUCCCGCAGAAAGUGAUGAUUUCUGCAUUCUUUUUGCACCGAAAGUUGCUGUUGCUGAGAAAGAGGAAGAGCCAGUAAUAAAAAUAUUGGUUGAUGAUGCAAUUAUCAUAAAGGAAAAUCAUUUCAGCCAACCUAUUAAAAAAACAGAUACAAGCAAAGCUCCCCUUCAUUUUCCUGUUCCUCUGGUACGCUAUGUUGUAAAGGAAAUCUCUCUUAUUUGGCAUCUCUAUGGCGGAAGGGAUUUUGGGACUGCACCACCAACAUCUCCAGCUAAAAGUUUUGUAAGUCCUCACAGUUCCCCUUCUCAUACACCAACGAGGCAUGGACGGAGCACAGCAUGUGGGGGACGAGGAAGAAACCCAGACUUCCUGAUGGAAAUACAGUUAAGCAAGGUGAAAUUCCAGCAUGAGGUGUACCCUCCAGGUGGUGUAGAAGGUGAAUCCUGUCUGUUGGAGCAGCCAGUGUCACGGCAGGUUUUUAUUGUUCAAGACCUUGAAAUCAGAGAUCGCUUAGCUACAUCACAGAUGAAUAAAUUUCUCUAUCUCUACUGCAGUAAAGAGAUGCCCAGAAAAGCACAUUCAAACAUGUUAACAGUUAAAGCAUUACAUGUCCGUCCAGAAUCUGGCAGAUCCCCGCAGGAAUGUUGUUUACGUGUUUCAUUAAUGCCACUUCGCCUCAAUAUUGACCAGGAUGCUUUGUUUUUCCUGAAGGAUUUUUUCACUAGCCUCUCUGCAGAAGUAGAACUCUUAGUUACUCCAGAUCCUGAAGUUAAAAAGUCUCCCGGUGCUGAAGUUACAUGUAGUUUGCCCAGGCAUGUCAGCAGCCUUAAGGAACCAAGUCCAGUCAUUUCUUUCUCAUCACACAAACAAGCAAAUGAAAAUGCUAGCACGGAUACUAUGGAUGUUGUUAAUGGAGAAGAUCAUUAUUUCCCACAAGAAGUGAUGUCAUACAGUGAUCAGCCGGUAUUUUUCAGAGAGUUUCGUUUUACAUCGGAAGUUCCAAUACGGCUUGAUUACCAUGGCAAACAUGUAUCAAUGGAUCAGGGGACACUAGCUGGGAUUCUUAUUGGGCUUGCUCAGUUAAACUGCUCAGAAUUAAAGCUGAAGAGACUUUGUUACAGGCAUGGUUUAUUAGGUGUGGAUAAAUUGUUCUCCUAUGCCAUCAGUGAAUGGCUUAAUGAUAUAAAGAAAAACCAGCUACCAGGAAUUUUGGGAGGAGUAGGGCCCAUGCAUUCCCUAGUGCAGUUAGUCCAAGGUCUGAAAGACUUGGUGUGGUUACCAAUAGAGCAGUACCGAAAGGAUGGCCGUAUUGUAAGAGGCUUUCAAAGAGGAGCAGCUUCUUUUGGCACUUCCACUGCAAUGGCAGCACUGGAGCUAACAAACAGAAUGGUUCAGACUAUACAGGCAGCUGCAGAAACUGCAUAUGACAUGGUAUCGCCAGGGCCUACUUUUAUUGAAGCAAAAAAGAUCAAACGAUUCCAUCCCCAUCGUUUAGCUCAUCAGCCAGUAGACCUACGAGAAGGUGUAGCCAAAGCAUAUAGUGUAGUAAAAGAGGGGAUUACAGACACAGCCCAAACCAUCUAUGAAACUGCUGCUCGUGAGCAUGAAAACAGAGGAGUAACAGGAGCAGUAGGAGGAGUCCUCCGUCAAAUUCCACCAACUGUGGUGAAACCUUUCAUUGUCGCGACAGAGGCAACUUCAAAUGUUCUAGGUGGAAUGAGAAACCAGAUCAGGCCAGAUGUGCGUCAGGAAGAGUCUCAGAAGUGGCGCCUUGGGGAGGAUUGAGAUUAUAAAUCUGGCUCAGCAGGUAGCAAAGAUGGAAAUGCAGAACACUGUUCCAUUGGCAGUAUUAGAUGGAGCCCACUUUGUUUUGUCAUGCUCAUCUCAGGAACAAAUGAGGUUUUCAACUACUGUUAGCAAAACAUCCAACCAAAAAUAUUUAUGAAGUGGAAAGCGAAUUGGUACUUGCUUAUACUGUGUGUUACCAAUACAUUUGGUAGAUAGUGCCAACAUAGUGAAGCAUGCGCUGCCAACUCAGACACAUACUUGCUCUGUUCCAUAUACCAUAUUUUUCUUGGUAGAUUUAACAUCUGAAGCAUAUUUCACCUAUGUGGUGAAACUAUGUAUACUUUAAAGAUGAUUUCAGAGCAUAGUCAAAGAACUGUCUUCAAUGCUCUUUACUGACUAAAGGAUAAAAGCUUUCAUUUUGGUCAUGAAACAUGAACCUAUGUAAUAUGGAAGCAGAUAAUAUUGUUUAGUGGUCAUAAGCAUUGCUUUUAGCGUGGCACUUACAGCAGUGUUGAUACACCUAUGAACAGGAUUUGUUCCUAAAUAUGAAAUGCCUACUUUUGUGGGUCUUUGAAGAACCUGAAUGUUGCAGAAACGUUCUGUUGUGUUGCACUUUAAAUGAUAUGGCCUGUAUAUUGUGCUUUUUUUAUAGUGUGAAUAAAAUGUAAUGUGCAUUAUCCUUUAUGUGAUUUAGAAGCUUAUAAAAAUUAUUGAAAAGAGCAUCAUAUGAUGAUGAUCCUACAGAAAAGUGUCUUAAAUUUGUUUAAACUCAUGUUAAAACACUUGUUUUCUGUUACACUAAUUACAGUGCUAAAAAUAACUAUUCUUCAGGAAAACAGCAGUUAAAUAUUAUUGUGGCCAACCAUUUUUUGUAAGAAUGAAAAAUCCUAAGUAAAGUAAAAUCAAAUUAUUUCAUAGCUAAAAUUCUACACAGACUUUAUUUUAAUAAUCUGCUUUUAAAGUUCAUAUUGUUUCAAAGUUGCUGCUCUCACAAGCUGAUUUAAAUUGUGCUUCAUGAGUUAUUUGACAAUGAGUAUUUGGGGUCAUUUAAUUUGACAAAAGACACAAACUUUUAAAAAUUGAGAUUGGUACUGACAUUAUUUACAGUUUAAUAGGUGACCAGAGUCUCCACAGAGCUUUAUUAAGCAACUUGACAUUGCGCCAUUUCUGACCAGGUAAAAGGCUCAGCACUAGCUGUACAGGAAUAAAGUUGUAAAAACUUUACCUCCAGUAAAAACUGGAGGAUAAAAAGUAAGGACUGUUCUGAAUAGACAAAUACUAAUUUUGAAUUUCAACAAGUUAACACUUUGGGUGAUUUUGUCAUAAUCCUGUGCUUGUCUUAAAUGGAGAUUCUGUAAAGAAAUGCUGUAUGGAAAAUCUCCACUGAAAGAGAUACCAGAUGAUCAGACUUCAAUUUCUAUGGGUGAUGAGGAAGUAGUUCCUUCUUUUAAUACCUGCCACUAGCAAAAAUUUUGGUGCUGGGCCUUACAGGACAAAAGGAGUCUAUGAAGGAAAAUAGUUACUGCUUGAUCAUCCUGAUAUUAUGCUAAGCUAUUCCUGAAUGUCAGAGAAUCUGACUGGAAGGUAAAUGAUUUGAAAAUGUCUCCUCUGCUGGGAAAACUUCAGUUGGCUUGAUUAUUUUUUAUAAGACAAAACUCCAGUUACAAACAAAUUCUUGCAUUGGGUGACAAGUGAUAUUAGAGCAUUUUGGGUUUUUUUGUUUGUUUGUUUUUGGUUUUGUUUUCAUUUACUGGAAUCAUCUAAGUUGUGGUACACUUUUUUGGACUUGGUAACUUAAACAACUUGUAAGCAGAAGGAGAUGCUUUUGAGAGGGCAAAUACCUGCUGAUUUAAUGGCACAAAUUAUUUUUCUGAUGUAAAAAUACUUGCUGCAGUUCAUACUUUUGUCCAGUAAUUAGAGAGCUUUGCAUUAGUGAGAGGUCACGGUAUUGAGCAUUUUGCACAGGAAUAAGUUCCAGGUUUGCAGUUUGGCACCUCCUGAAUGCUUUCACAAGAAAUGGCUGUGAGUCAAUGCAAGUAAGUAGCAGCGCAUCAUUUUCAUUUGCAAUUACUGUACUGUGUAAUUUUGGCUGGUCCAGUUUAUCUAGUUAAUUGAAGUAUACUGUAAUAGUAAAAAUCUGCAUACUUUCUUCCUUUUUUACCUUGCUGAAAAGGAGCAGUUGCAUUUCAGUGUUCAUUUCAUUUUCAGUUCUCUCAUGGUUUGGUUGUACUGCAAUGCAAUUGGAAUAUAUUUUUAUAUGAGAGCAUGCUGUCAAGGUAAAACAUUUUUAAUAAAGUGUCUCUCAUUGUCAGCAAUACAUAUUGUACAAAAUAAUUAAACUUUUCACUAUGUAAACGCUUGCAUUUACUGCUUGCACUUUAUUGAGCCUUUUCAGUGAAACUGAUUUACAUUUUUCCCAACAUUUUUACAAGCAAUUUCUUAAUUUUUUGAUGUAUAUUCUGCAUUGUUUUUGAGUUGUGACAUGACCGUGAGUGUAUGAAAUGUUUAAAAAAAAACCCCAAACCAAGCCUCCAAAACUCACCAAACUAGCCUUCACAUUUUAGGAACUUGUUUUCAAAAUGUGUCUUGUAUGGAGUGGCUUGUGUUUUAAAUUAAAGUGUAUAUAUCGUGUGAGAAGGGGUUCAUCAGAUGCUCUGCUCAAUACUGUAAAGAGUUUUCAAGCACUUAAAAAAUACCUAAAAUGAGAUUUGACUCUGACAUAUUUCCUGGAAAUUGAAGCCUAUGGAUACAUUACUGUAUUGUCUCUGGGCACAAGGACAUCUGGAAAAAUAUCGUUGUACUUGAAUUUUCCACUGAAAUCAGUUGAUAUUGAUAUUAGCAUUUUUCAUAUUUGUAGUGGGUGUAAACUGGCACAGUCUAUGUUUGUGUUCAGAUUCUCCAGUAUUGAACUGACUAACACUACUUCUACUACUACUGCUUACUCCAGUACUUUACUGAUAGACAGAACUGUUAAUCCUGGGUUUUCUUAAGUAUCCUGGCAGUUCAAAUAAUACAUUAAUGAAUGCCUUAAGGGAAGUCUCUGAAGAAAGACAGCCAUCUUUUUAAAAAAUCAGAACAGACCCUAUGCUGUAUAAGAAUCUUAGCAUUGACUGACUAACACUCAUCACAUCCAUGCACAGGCAGUUUCCAUUUUCUUUCCAGUAUCUGACAGUCCAUAAAUACUGCAGCUUUUUAGCAGUGUGAGUACCCUGGGCAUACUUGCCUAAUGAUAAGCAUUCAGUCAGUGACUGUAGAGUUCAUAUGUGGUUAAUGGAUGUGUCUGGGUUAGUAUUCUUAUUGUUGACUGUGAACAUAAAUGGCUUGCUGUCAUUGACAGUUGUUUGAGUUGCCAAGAAAAGUUUUUUAAUAAACCAAAGCAUUGUUAAAUGGUUACGAACGAGACACUUUUACUGAACGUGAUGCAUAUACCUGCAGAUGUGAUACUAAUUCUACUUUAAAUAUGAAAAUUAUGCAUUUUGUAAAUCAGUGGAAUCCAAGAAUUUGUUUAGAGUAAUUAAAUACUUCUAAAUAUUUUAAAUACCCUAAAUCUCACAGCAGUAUAAGUGUUGUCAGAAAAGGUGUGGGAAUUUAUGUCAAUUUGGUUCCCUAGUGUGGAUAUUUCUCUAAGUCUCUAGGCAUCAUGAAUUACUCUUCUGACAACUGUUUUAAGUUGCUCUAUAUGCUGAAUCCUGUUUACAAUUAAAAAAUACUACAGAUAAAGUACAUAAAUACUAAUAAUGCAUUUGUACUGGAUUUCAUAAUGGUAAGGUAUCUCGGACAGAAACACAGCAAUUUGUGUAUAGUUUGUUUAUAUUUUUUGCAUUUUUGCUUUUAUAGUAGUUUUGUGUAUUGUUUGUAUAUAGUUGGCUAGUGUAAAGAAUAUAACCUCAUAAAAUGUAAACUACUGUUGAAGGGAAUUGACUUUCAACUUGAGGUUUUUUUUGCUUAAAGUUCCUGACCCCUCAGUCUGUCUUUGAGAAUUAUUUUUGACCAUAAUAUAUAUGGCACCAAAAGUGUAUAUUUUAGCUUUUUAAGAUGCUGAAAGGCCUGAGUGCAAAUAGGUUGUCCUGUUAAAUAUGUUUAAUAAAAAAACAACAACCCAAAACACAAAUUUGUAACAA
Messenger RNA from Melopsittacus undulatus (budgerigar), 10774 nucleotides. RefSeq names its product autophagy related 2B (gene ATG2B). Lineage: Eukaryota; Metazoa; Chordata; Aves; Psittaciformes; Psittaculidae. Bases 417 to 6650 code for a protein of 2077 amino acids. The record is from RefSeq and is a predicted model, not a curated record. The transcript has 42 exons. Gene Ontology annotation, biological process: piecemeal microautophagy of the nucleus; autophagy of mitochondrion; reticulophagy. Gene Ontology annotation, cellular component: phagophore assembly site. Gene Ontology annotation, molecular function: phosphatidylinositol-3-phosphate binding.